This is a messenger RNA of Protopolystoma xenopodis, 378 nucleotides long. The record is from the annotation of a GenBank genome assembly. NCBI's taxonomy places the organism in Eukaryota, Metazoa, Platyhelminthes, Monogenea, Polystomatidea, Polystomatidae.
CUUUGCUCUCAGAUUACUGCUCUCAAUGCCUGUCUCCUGCGUUCAUAUGAAGUAGAUGAGUUGAUCAAUGGCCACGAGGAACGCUAUCGAAGUGGUGAUAGUAGUCGUUCCCGCUUUCGAAUCGGCACUGCGCUAAGUGGGCCAGCUCCCACUAGUUUAACCGGAUCUUCCUCAGGGGUCACCAGUGGUGGACCUGGAAGUGGGAGUGGGCCGGCUGGAGAUGUCAGUAAGGCUGGAAGUGGUUUGCUUGGGGCCACUGGAGGCACCGGGAGCUCCGGAGGGGGGCCUCCUUCUGGUGGCUGUGGAUCCCAAGCUAGCCUGGCUUCACUGGGGGGUGUUUCAUCAGCUUCGGGCACUGCUGGAGGGGCAGGUUCUUAG